Eutrema salsugineum is the source of this 680-nucleotide messenger RNA. Its product is annotated as transcription and mRNA export factor ENY2. The transcript is spliced from 5 exons. The coding region runs from base 139 to 483 and encodes 114 amino acids. NCBI's taxonomy places the organism in Eukaryota, Viridiplantae, Streptophyta, Magnoliopsida, Brassicales, Brassicaceae. Gene Ontology annotation, cellular component: SAGA complex; nuclear pore; DUBm complex. Gene Ontology annotation, molecular function: transcription coactivator activity; chromatin binding. The record is from RefSeq and is a predicted model, not a curated record. Gene Ontology annotation, biological process: poly(A)+ mRNA export from nucleus; regulation of transcription by RNA polymerase II; positive regulation of DNA-templated transcription.
CAUUUACUAAACAACAAGUGGUUUCUAUCUCGCCGUCUACUUUCAUCUUCUUCUUCUUGCGAUACUUUGCUGGAGAUUCUGGAAAAAUCCUCUAUCAUAAUUGAUUCCUGUUAUUGAUCGAUCGAUCGAUUCAAGCACAUGAAGCACUCAGUGAAUCGGCCUACGACACCUGAUGAAGACGUGGCGGACGCUUACGAGAAAGAUGAGCUCACGCUUCGAGAAAGCAUCAACACGAAGAUGGUGGAGAGCGGAGAGAAGGAGAAUCUGAUGGAGCUCGUGAGAGAUAGAUUGGUGGAGUGUGGUUGGAAAGAUGAGAUGAGAAUUGCUUGCAGGGAGCAUGUAAAGAAGAAAGGGAGAAAAGAUGUUACUGUCGAUGAACUAAUACGAGUCAUCACUCCAAAAGGCAGAGCUUCAGUACCAGAUUCUGUGAAGGAAGAGCUGUUGAACAGAAUUCAGAACUUCAUUGUAUCAGCUGCUCCUUGAUGGCCAACACUAAUUAGAGACAGAAACCAUAGAUUUUGUCACUGUAUCAUCUUUGCUCUUGUAGAAUUGGCUUUCCUACUUCAACUCUUUUUUGUAUGAAAUGAAACGAUGCAUCAGAAAGAAAAUGUUGUUUUAAUAACGGUGUUUCUUUAUCAAACAUUCUACAAAAUCAAUGAAAGUGUGAAAUGUUCAUGAAA